UGUGACUAGUUCAGAGUGGGAGGGAAAAGAUGGCGGCCAAUGUCAGCCUCCUAAACAUGGCUGUGUUCAGCGGUAGUUCCCGCGGUCUGUGGCCGCCGGUGAAGCGCCUCCAGGGAGGCUUGCUGCUGCUCCUGGCCGCCGGCCUUCUCAGCCAGCGGGUCCGGGCGGAUGAGCAGGAGUUCAUGGAGGACUUUCUGAAGCGGGAAUAUUCCCUGGUGAAGCCGUACCGAGGUGAGGUCUGCUGGCUAAUCCUCUCUCCUGAUCUGCAGCCUCUGGUUUUGAGGGACUGGGAACUCCAAGUUCACUUUAAAAUCCACGGCAGCGGGAAGAAGAACCUGAACGGGGACGGACUGGCCAUCUGGCUCACCAGAGACCGCAUGCAGAAUGGUCCAGUUUUCGGGAACAUGAACCAGUUUGUUGGACUGGGAGUAUUUGUGGACACCUACCCAAACGCAGUGAAGACCCAUGAUGUGAGUAGAAACCCAUCGUCCAACUGCAGGCGGACUUCUGCUGGUUUAGAUUUAAGUGCUCUCUCCUUGGCGCUCUGCCUUGGCGCUCUCUGCCCUGGCGCUCUCUCCUUGGCGCUCUCUGCCGUGACGCUUUCUGCCUUGCUCCUGGUGGAUGUGGACGGCAAACAGGAAUGGAGAGACUGUGCUGAAGUCAGCGGGCUCCGUCUGCCAGCAGGGUACUACUUUGGAGCUUCCUCUGCUACCGGAGACCUGUCAGAUAACCAUGACAUCAUCUCAAUGAAGGUCUACCAGCUGACAGUGGAGCGGACUCCAGAGGAGGAGGAGGAGGAUGAAGAGGUGGUGUCCAUGCCGCGGGUGGACAACAUGAAGCAGUUUGAAGUGGACGUGGAGGAUGAAGGAAUGAGUGGAGUCCAGUUCUUCUUCACGCUGCUCUUCUCCAUCCUGGGCCUCGGCGUUGUGGCGGUGGUGGGCCUGGUGCUCUACAGCCGCUGGAAGGAAAACAAACGCAAACGCUUCUACUGAGGAGGCUCCUCCAUCUACAUUACAACCACUGAUGAACAGAACCAACCAGAACUCUCCUCACCAGCAGGGGGCGGCUGCGUUCAGAUCAGGUGUCUCUGAUUGGACAGUUGCGUCUGUGGCUCUUUGAAGAUAAUCUAAAGAACUAGUUUUCUAGAAGCAGCCAACUGCAGUCUGAUGACCUUAUUGCUGCUAAAUGAGCAGACUGAGUCCCUGUGAGACCCCCCACCCCCACCUAUAGCCAUUCAAUCAGUAACUGUGAAGUGAUUUACUCUGCUAGCUGCUCCUACUUUCUCUCUGAGGUUUCCUCCAGUUUACCUCAGACUGUUGCACUGAUAUAGACCCACCGCCUGUUGGACCUCAGGGAUUAAAGGCUGGUUCUGUGCCUGGUUCUGACUGGACCCGGUCUGACCUGCCUGGUUCUGACUCGACCCGGUCUGACCUGCCUGGUUCUGACUGGACCCGGUCUGACCUGCCUGGUUCUGACCCACAAACACCUGACCCUGAAUGACCCGUAGCCUUUUAACUUUCUAAUUGUUUACAUCAGAGAUCAGAUGAGUUUCCAGCCGGGAGCUUCUACAGACCUCUGACUUCAGCA
This is a messenger RNA of Cyprinodon variegatus (sheepshead minnow), 1587 nucleotides long. Its product is annotated as VIP36-like protein. Gene Ontology annotation, cellular component: COPII-coated ER to Golgi transport vesicle; Golgi membrane; endoplasmic reticulum membrane. NCBI's taxonomy places the organism in Eukaryota, Metazoa, Chordata, Actinopteri, Cyprinodontiformes, Cyprinodontidae. Gene Ontology annotation, biological process: endoplasmic reticulum to Golgi vesicle-mediated transport; endoplasmic reticulum organization; Golgi organization. The transcript is spliced from 7 exons. Gene Ontology annotation, molecular function: D-mannose binding. The record is from RefSeq and is a predicted model, not a curated record. Bases 30 to 992 code for a protein of 320 amino acids.